Solea solea (common sole) is the source of this 997-nucleotide messenger RNA. RefSeq lists its product as uncharacterized. Bases 175 to 918 code for a protein of 247 amino acids. The transcript is spliced from 4 exons. Lineage: Eukaryota; Metazoa; Chordata; Actinopteri; Pleuronectiformes; Soleidae. The record is from RefSeq and is a predicted model, not a curated record.
UUUUAAUUAAAGGUGCAUCUUGUCUGCACUGACAGACGGCGCAGGUAGUGACAGCUGCACAGUUUGGUGCAUAUCGCUGCGGGGAGAUCAUGUUCAGCACCAGUUCAGACACCCACCCGUCAGGGUACGACCUCGACCUCUCUGAAGGUCUGCGUCCUGAGGAAGGGGGCGAUCAUGGAAAGGAUCGCGAUGGCCAUCAAAGAAGAGGUCGCGAUGACGAUGAUCGUCAUGGAGAUGGCCAUCAAAGAAGAGAUCAUGAUGACGAUGAUCGUCAUGGAGAUGGCCAUCAAAGAAGAGAUCGCGAUGGCAAUGAUCGUCAUGGAGAUGACCAUCAAAAAAGAGAUCGCGAUGGCAAUGAUCGUCAUGGAGAUGACCAUCAAAGAAGAGAUCGCGAUGGCGAUGAUCGUCAUGGAGAUGGCCAUCAAAGAAGAGACCACGGUGAUGAUAACGACAAUCGUCAUGGAGGUGGCCAUCAAAGAAGAGAUCGCGAUAGCGAUGAUCGUCAUGGAGAUGGCCAUCAAAGAAGAGAUCGCGAUAGCGAUGAUCGUCAUGGAGAUGGCCAUCAAAGAAGAGACCACGGUGAUGAUAACGACGAUCGUCAUGGAGGUGGCCGUCGUGGAGGUGGAAGCCCGGGCCGUGGCAGCGGCAGUGGCAGUGGCAGUGGCAGCGGCAGCGGCAGUGGCAGCGAAGAUGAGCAUGGCCACCGUAAAAAACAUGGCCGCAAAAACAAGCACGGGCGUGGCCAUGGGCGCGGCCAUGGGCGUGGUCAUGGACGGGGAGGCCGGUAGAAAGAUGAAAGACGCCAAACACAACAGACUCUACGUCACCAUCAUGUUCCUUCUCUUUAAAAGGAACAUGCAUUUACCACAUUAUACUCAUUUUAGAGCCAUUGUUUUAUGUCUUCUGGGAGCUGAAUAAACACACAAGUACAUUAACUGUGCAACUGGCUAAAUCUUGUAUGUUUGCCCUUUAAAUAAAAGGUACAUUUAAAGACAAA